Molecule: messenger RNA, 1088 nt
Organism: Limanda limanda (common dab)
Lineage: Eukaryota; Metazoa; Chordata; Actinopteri; Pleuronectiformes; Pleuronectidae
Product: phosphatidylethanolamine-binding protein 4
Exons: 7
Coding region: 59-649 (196 amino acids)
Source: RefSeq, a predicted model, not a curated record
UCAGAAGCAGAAGAAGCAACAGACAGUGAAGGUGCAGGAGGAGAACAAGCUGAGAAACAUGGCUGCACUCGUGUCAUUUCUGGUGUUGUUUGUAUGCAUCUUGGGGCUUUUCCAUGUGGAAACAUCAGCAGACAUCAGCUCACUGGAUUCUUCUUUCUGUCAUGGUGGACUAGAAGUGAUCUACCCAGGGCUGGACAUCGACAAAUGCCUCAUCGUUCCAAAGGACCAGAAGCUCAGAGAGAAAGUCAGCAAAGUGUGGAAAGCCCCACAGAUUUACUUCUCCGGAGCACACAAGAAAAAGACGUAUGUUCUGGUGAUGGUGGAUCCCGAUGCUCCGAGCCGCGCUAGUCCAACAUCUGCAUACUGGAGGCACUGGCUGGUCGUGGACGUACAGGGGGAUGCUCUCCAGAGUGGACAGACACAUGGAACCACCCUCACUGACUAUCAUCCGCCGACUCCGCCUCAGAAGUCUGGUUUUCAUCGUUACCAGCUCAUGUUGUUUGAGCAGCCUCCAGAAGCCUCCGUGUCCCUCAGCCCACAGGAAAACUCGUCCCGCGGUAAAUGGGAUCUCCAGGCCUUCGUCACAAGGUUUAAUCUGGGAGAGCCUGUGGCCGCUCUGCAGUUUCUCACCCAAAACUGCAAGGACUGACACCUGGAAGAGCAAUCUGCCAGUACAAUGAUGUAAAAUAAUGCUACCCCACUUUCCCUAAAUUAGACAGCAUUAGUUCUUCAAGCUUGCAACAGGUCAGCCCUCUGUGGCCCUUAUCUUAUCGCUGCGUUAGUAGGAGAUUUCCUCUUUGUGCUGCUGUGUUUUGAUGUUGCCUCUGUAUCUCUCCUCCUGUGGUCCUGAGCGAGGGGUUGGGGAAAUAGAUUUUGACCUCAUUGUGGGGAUUUCUUAUUAGUUUCCAAACACCGUCGACGAGAGGAGGAACACGGCCUGAUAUCACAAUUCAUUGUGGAAAGAGUUGAUUCUAAUUCAGGGGCGGAAACACGUCAGGGCCAAAAAAAGGAAGUGGGAGGUGAAACCGAGACCGCAACUGAGCCGGAUGCUGCAGUGGAACUUGAACCAAAAUACUCAGCAGAGUGAC